UGGUCAAAUCAUAACGGCGCCCCUAACGCGUAUGAUGUGGAGACGACGGCAUAUGCUCUUCUGGCGUUCUUGAAAUUUGAUGACUUUAAUACAUGUUAUAAGAUAGUGGCAUGGUUGACCCAACAAAAUAGUGCAAUUGGAGUGUGGUAUACAACACAGGACACUGUUGUCGCCAUGCAAGCCCUCGCAACGUACAGCGCACGUACAUACAAUCCAGACACAAACCUCAAAGUGAAAAUUGAAAAAGCAAGUGCUGCUUUGAAAAAGGAAACUAUUGUAAACACUGAAACGUCACGAAUUCUCAUUCCAGGCCUUCCUGUGGAAAAAAACGACAGGAAAUUCGAUGUCACGGUCAGUGGACGGGGGUCGGGUGUACUGAAGAUUGAAAUGUUUUACAACAGAAAGGCUCGGGACGACGAACUGUGCCCCUUUGAUAUCAGCCCGAUCAGUGUGAAGGAUGUUGUUCCCGCUAUUGCAAACAAUCCAGAUGCGCAGUUUAUUCUUGCUGCAGUGUGACGUGUGUGGGUAUUGCAAUGAUCCUGAUGAUCCUGACUAUGAAGACGAUAUGAUCAUCAUCCAAAAGCAAGAGGCAAUACAAGGAGUGCAAACUCAAAAAUGUAUUCAAUUCACAUUGCGAACAGUGUAUAUCAAUACGUUCCGCUGCUUACUCAUAGGUCUAAGUUGGCCAGUAAUGACGCAGAUGCAGAACAACAAGGUCUUGCCGCGCUAUGAGAUGCCGUCAGACGGUCAAGGAUUUAUCAUCCUUUACCUGAACAGUAUCACGAGUAAUGCAACCAACCUUAUAUUCAGACUAGAUGAUCAUUUUUCUGGCAACGAUUCAAGUCGUCAGCCGGCAUCUCUUAAGGUGUACGACUACUACAAACCAGAACGCUCCUGCAUGAAGCAGUAUGGCAUUGGCCGGAAUCAUGGACAGGAAAUAAAGUACAAGUGUGACGACGGGAGCGACCAGUGUCAAUGCAUGCACAGCCAGUGUAUAAAGCAAGUGAAUCAGGAGCUGUUCGAUAUGGCUUUGAAAGUCAAUCAGGCGAGUCCGGCUUAACGAAAGAAUCUUCCCAAACCAGUCGAGGCAUUGAUGAUGGACUACGCGUGCAACUUUGAGAAAGCUAACUAUGUUGUAAACAUCGAGCUGGAAACGGUAGGAUACGAUUCGAAAAGGGAGGUACAGUCUGCAAAAGCUAUAAUAAAGGAGGCACCGCUUCAAGGUCGUCAAAAGAUGACAGUGGAUGACGAAAUUGAAUUUGAAUGGCCCAUUGGAUGUACGCAACCGCAAUUGACAGAGGGAAGGAUAUAUUACGUCAUAGGGAAGGACGGGACAGCUUUCAAUGAUGCGGGAGGGACCAGUUUGAAGUAUGAACUGACGGGCACGGCGCUUGUCAUCGAUCCAGCGUACAAACCCCUGUUACAGAUUGUAAUGAACAGUUUCGUUAAGGAUCUGAAAACCAACACAGGAUGCAACAACUAGGCGUUGAAGAUCCAAUUUUGGGCCACGCUCGCGUCGACGCUCUAGUAUUGACUCACGUCCAAGUGUUGUGUUGUGACUGACGAGAGAGGCAUAGUUUUUCACAAACAGGUUUUGACGUUCCCUUUUAAGUUUGGCAUCAUUUGUGCCGUACAGUAUGCUUGUUAGCACAUGUUCGUAUUAAUAAUGGUCUUUUUAACCUACAUAAAGAUACUUAAAAGCAAUCAAUCGCGAAUAUGAUUGAAUUGUUCUUACUUAAUCAAACUGUAUUAUUGCGUUCAGUUUAAUAAAUACAUAUAAUUGUUGGAUCUGAGAAUUCAUCUGAGAAGUGCGCAGAUUCAAGAUUUAUUAUUAAUAAAAGCUUUGAAAUUGUAAUGGUCUAACAGCACCUUAAUGUUGAAUCUAACUCGGUAUCCACCAUUUUAU
Dreissena polymorpha is the source of this 1906-nucleotide messenger RNA. RefSeq lists its product as uncharacterized. The transcript is spliced from 12 exons. Bases 458 to 1060 code for a protein of 200 amino acids. Lineage: Eukaryota; Metazoa; Mollusca; Bivalvia; Myida; Dreissenidae. Gene Ontology annotation, cellular component: extracellular region. The record is from RefSeq and is a predicted model, not a curated record.